AUGACCGUGGUCCGCAAUGAUAAGAAUGAGUUGAUACUGUCUCGCACCAUCACGGGGUGGCGCAUGUGCAUAGAUUAUCGACGGUUGAAUUCGGCUACUAGAAAAGAUCAUUUCCCCUUGCCUUUCAUGGACCAAAUGUUAGAGAGAUUGGCGGGGCAGUCGUUCUAUUCUUUUUUGGAUGGCUAUUCCGGGUACAACCAAAUAACGGUGGACCCGGAAGAUCAAGAAAAAACAGCCUUCACUUGCCCAUUCGGUGUCUUUGCCUACCGACAGAUGCCCUUUGGGUUGUGUAAUGCACCGACAACAUUUCAACGGUGUAUGCUAGCUAUCUUCUCGGACAUGAUGGAAGACAUCAUGGAGGUGUUCAUGGACGACUUCUCGGUUUUCG
This is a messenger RNA of Trifolium medium, 388 nucleotides long. Lineage: Eukaryota; Viridiplantae; Streptophyta; Magnoliopsida; Fabales; Fabaceae. The record is from the annotation of a GenBank genome assembly.